GCGGGAGGUGGCGCCCGGGGCGUCUCCCUCGGGCACCGAAAGGGGGACUCGGCUCGGGCCGGGCGCGCGUGGUUGCGCGUGUGUGCCUUGCAACUCCCAGAGUCACCUCUUUUCCUUUUUUUCCUUUCCUUUUUUUCUGCAUUCACACAAGAUGGCGAUGGAGGAGGGGAGGCAGCAGCGGCAGCAGCCCUUCGCUCGCGCGCGCGUCUAACCCUCGCGCGCCAGCCCCAACAGGCGAGCCGCGGAGCAGACUCCGGCCGCCGGGGUUGCUGCCUCGCUCGCUCUCCCGCUCGCCGCCACCUCCUCCUCCCGGCGCCCCCUUUCGCACACCCGGAGCUCCGAAGGGCUUACAUGGCGCUAGAGGGACUGUUUGGCCUCGCGAUUCUUGCCUUGACCUUGACUGUGGAAGGGGAACCAUCUCCAAGGCCUUCUCUGGAGCUGACCUGCGGGCUGGGCCCAGGCCGAGUGACCUUAGAGCCAAACCAAACCCUGGAGCUGCGCUGCAACUUGGCUCCCGUUGAGGAGCUCCUCAACAUUACCUGGAAGAAGAAUGGGCUCCCAUUAGCGGAAAAGGACAACUUCCGCCUCCUCCCCAAUGGAUCUUUGCUCAUUUCGUCACCAGGGGUGUCACCUUCAGCGGAGGGAACCUUCCCAGGAGGGUCCAGCGCAGAGGGGAAUUACUCCUGCGUUUCCCAUGGAUCUUUCGGCUCGGUCACUGGCCAGACCGUUGUACUUCGUGCGUCAACUUUGUCUCAAUUUUUUCAACAUCCAGAGUCCCAGACGGUGAAAGAAAAUGGGAUGGCUCGCUUUGAGUGUCGGAUCAAAGGGCUGCCUCCUCCAGUGAUCACCUGGGAGAAGGACCAUGUGGCUGUGCCUUCAGAGGCCAGGUUCAUUGAACUCCCCAACGGGGUCCUUCAGAUCAUAGACGUGCAGGAGAGUGAUGCUGGAAUGUACCAUUGUGUGGCAACCAACUGGGCAGGGCAACGCUACAGCUCUGGAGCAGUUCUCAGCAUCUCGAAAGGGCACCAGCUGCCUGCGACAGGGGAUGUUGCCUUCAUCGCCAUGCCGGAGAACGCGACUGUCGUGGUUGGAGAGAGCGCCGUGAUGGAGUGCAUGGCAUCUGCCAGCCCCACACCAUUUGUCUCUUGGAUACGGGAUGAUGGGGACCCUAUUUCCACAGAUGUGAUUGUGCUGGGACGGACCAACCUCUUGAUUCCUCAUGCCCAGCUCCAUCACUCAGGGAUCUAUGUCUGCCGUGCCAAUAAACCCCAGACCAGGCAGUUUGUAACCGCUGCGGCUGAGCUCAGAGUUCUUGCUCCCCCUGUCAUCUCCCAGGCUCCGGAGACCAUUUCUCGCACCCGUGCCAGUACCGCCAGGUUUGUGUGCAAAGCAGAAGGAGAGCCGUCCCCCAGCAUCCACUGGAUGAAGAACGGAGAGCCUCUCUUGUCCAAAGGGCGGGUGAAGAUGCAAAGUAGCGGCACCCUGGUGAUCAACCAGAUCGGGCUGGACGACGCCGGCUAUUACCAAUGCGUGGCAGAGAAUCACCUGGGCAUGGCGUGUGCUGGGGCCAGGCUGGUGGUGAUCGUGCGGGAAGGUUUGCCAAGCGCCCCUAAGAGGGUGUCUGCCAGUUCUCUCUCCAGCACGACUGUCUUGGUAUCCUGGGAGCGUCCAGAGUUCAACAGCGAGCGGAUCAUUGGCUUCUCACUCCAUUACCAGAAGGCUUCGGGCGCUGACAAUGUGGAGUACCAGUUCGCGGUGAAUAACGACACGACAGAGUUCCAGGUCAAAGAUCUGGAGCCCAGCACCAACUACGUUUUUUACGUGGUGGCGUAUUCGCAGCUCGGAGCCAGCCGAACCUCCUCUUCCAUCAACGUACAGACACUGGAAGAUGUUCCCAGCACAGCUCCUCAGCUGUCUCUUUCCAGCAUAACACCGAUGGACAUCAAGGUGACUUGGCUGCCUCUCCUUCCGGAACUCAGCAAUGGCAGAAUCACCAAGUACAAAAUCGACUACGCUCCCCUCAAGGAAGAUCUGAUUUCCUCAACCGAGGUUGGUGCGAAUGAGACCCAACUCACUCUACACGGCCUGCACCCUAAUAAAUCCUACAAAGUGCGCAUUGCAGCGAGUACAAGCGUGGGCUAUGGGGCCCCUUCAGAAUGGACACAGCACCGUACCCCGGAUAGAGACAACCAGACUCAUGUUCCGUUUGCCCCGACUGAGUUAAAAGUCCGAGCGAAAAUGGAGUCCCUUCUGGUGAGUUGGCAACCUCCAGCUAACCACGCCCAGAUUUCAGGCUACAAACUUUACUACCGCGAAGUGGCCACAGAGGAGACGAGUGAGGAGAACCUCUCCGAAGGUCCCGGGGAUGGCGCUUGGGAUGUUGGGCCGAUAAAACUGAAGAAGAAGGUCAGGCAGCAUGAACUGACAGAGUUAAUUCCUGGGAGACUCUACGAAGUGAAGCUGGUGGCGUUCAACAAACAUGAAGAUGGCUACGCUGCAGUUUGGAAGGGAAGGACCGAGAGGGCACCUGUAACCGUAGCAGACCCUCCACUUCAGAAGGGCCCACCACUGCCCCCGGCCCACGUCUACGUGGAAUCCAACAGCUCCACGUCAAUUUGGUUGAGGUGGAAGAAGCCCGAUUUCACCACUGUGAAGAUCGUCAAUUACACCGUGCGGUUCAGUCCCUGGGGGCUGAAAAAUGCCUCGCUUGUGACUUACUACACAAGCUCUGACGAAGACAUCCUCAUCAGUGGGUUGAAGCCGUUCACCAGAUAUGAAUUUGCUGUGCAGUCAAAUGGCAUUGGCGUCGAUGGGCCAUUUGGGAACGCGGUGGAAUGGUUCACCCUUCCAGACAGGCCGUCAACUCCUCCCUCUGACUUGCGGUUGCACCCCAUCAACCCAUAUGCUGUCCAGGUCCACUGGUGUCCCCCCUCUGAGCCAAACGGCAUCAUCGUGGAGUACGUCAUCCUGUACAACGCCAACCACACUCAACCCGAUGAGAUGUGGACUCUACUGACAAAAGAAGGCAAUACGUUCAGCACCGAAGUCCACGGGCUGGAGAGUGACACCCGGUAUUUCUUCAAGAUGGGAGCCAAGACGGUGGUCGGGUCAGGGCCGUACUCCAACGUCAAGGACGUGCAGACCUUGCAGGAGAAGUUCUCAGAUAUGCUGGACGUUCACUCUGUCACGGGGAUCAUCGUGGGAAUCUGCCUAGGCUUGCUGUGUGUCCUCUUCUGCAUGUGCGCCAGCUUUCGCAACAACAAACCAAGGGAGUCUGUGGCAGGCCUGGUUUCCCAAGCAGCCGGGAACCACACCUACUAUCACCGGAGCCGGCAAACACCGUCCCUUCCUGUGGCCCCCUCCAACUCUCAUGAACUGGAGUCCCUAAUGACCCCGCUCUCUGAUGAUGCUCCCUCACCACCGGCAGACAUCAUGGAGCUGACUGAAGUGCAGGGCCUCAUUCGUGGUUGCCCCCUGGAUGACAGCACGGGCCACGUCAAAAGAAAGCCUCCCUGGGAGAAAUCGCUGAGCAGCUGGGCAAACAGCAUCACUGGCUAUGGAGACACAGCUCCCAAAGAUCCCACCAUGGCUUUGAACGGAUCAUUGAAGAUGGCGUCCAACGGAGGGCAAAAGGUCUUGCUGCAAGCGCUGGUCUACGAGGUUGUUACGAACGACGUGAACAAGGAACACGCCCUCAGCAGCCUCAACCAGAUGGAAGCAGAGGUCAUUGUCCACUCCGACUUCUCAGCCUCUGACCGAGAUUAUGACUCCCAGCUUUGUGUGCUGGACGGGGAACCUGUUCUCUCCGAGGACUGUGAACGGGAACACCUCCAUGCGGACGACUCGUCACGGCAGGUGUCCCCCAGCCUGAGCCUCACCAAAGUGUCCCGGGACCAAGAAAAUGAGAGCGACCCUGAGGCCCACAGUGUGUUGCUCAGGAUAGAUGGGCAGGCCCACAACAUGGCCACGGAAUUUCUUGAGACAGACACUGGCUUCCCCAGGCCUGGCCAAAGCCUGGACUCGGCCGAGAGUGGGGACUCUGACUCCCUUCCAGAAGGGGGAGAAGAUGCGCAAGCCAACCUGCGCAAGGCUUUCCCAACAGGCCAGUCGCAGGCCCUCUUGUGUAGCAGCCUCUCUAGUAUAAUCAAUUCACCCUCAGUGUUUGAGAGUGUGGCCUGCGUCCACCAUCUUUGAAGAGGGCAUUGACUAUAAACCUUUGACCAGAGCAGAGCUUAGAAGUAACCUAAUACCUAUUAAAUAAGGCUUAGCCAUCAAA
Messenger RNA from Lacerta agilis (Sand lizard), 4276 nucleotides. It is a transcript of the gene IGDCC4, whose product is annotated as immunoglobulin superfamily DCC subclass member 4. Gene Ontology annotation, cellular component: axon; plasma membrane. Gene Ontology annotation, biological process: axon guidance; cell-cell adhesion. The transcript is spliced from 20 exons. The coding region runs from base 352 to 4194 and encodes 1280 amino acids. Gene Ontology annotation, molecular function: protein binding. The record is from RefSeq and is a predicted model, not a curated record. Lineage: Eukaryota; Metazoa; Chordata; Lepidosauria; Squamata; Lacertidae.